This is a messenger RNA of Laccaria bicolor S238N-H82, 834 nucleotides long. RefSeq lists its product as uncharacterized. NCBI's taxonomy places the organism in Eukaryota, Fungi, Basidiomycota, Agaricomycetes, Agaricales, Hydnangiaceae. The record is from RefSeq and is a predicted model, not a curated record. Bases 1 to 834 code for a protein of 277 amino acids. The transcript has 4 exons.
AUGGAUUUGGCAGCUGCCAUUCGAAAUGUUCAGAUUGCUUUUGUUUGUGCUGCCCCGCACUUUUCGCAAGCUAUGGGACAAACACAGAAGACGACCCUAUCCGACAAGCUCGCCCUUCUGUUAGAGGAACGGCAGGUUUAUCGACGUGUUGACCAAGUGUUGACAGCUUUCUCCACGUCUCAAUGGGUCCAAUCCCCAAUUGACAACUCAGACAUGUCUGUCUCUGAUGGUGAAAACCCAUACCCUCUCAUUUCCCUUCCUAAUGCUCCAUUCCUCGCCGUCGUCUCUGACGAUUUGGCGGCGUAUAUGGCCUAUGACAUGAUUCUUAUUCACAAUGUCUUCAUCCGUGCCAUGAAUUCGAUCUGGAGAAACGCACCCCUUGUGAAACCCGAAGACGAGCAUGCAUUCGCUGGAUACUCUCUGUGUUUCUUGGCCGCGGUCCAUGACCACCACCAUGACGAAGAAUCGAUUAUUUUUCCGUUUUUCCAGACCAAAUUGGAUAUGGCUCACAACAGGGAACAGCAUGAGGCUCUCCACGCUGGAAUGGACGUAUUGGAGGAGUAUAUGAACCAAGUUUUCAUCGGGACUGAGAAAUAUGAUGGUGAGAAAACUCGAGAGCUGCUCAAAGCGUUCGCCGAUCCACUCGUGCAGCAUUUGCAUGACGAGAUCCCGACUAUUUCUGAGGAACAGCUCAGAUUGUUGGACGAAGAUGGCCUUCAGAAGGUGUCGAAACGUACGGGAUAUUGUCCACUGCCGUCUACGCAAACCCCACCUGAGCUCUUUUCCCUUUCGCAGAGCAGGAAGAACAUAUCAAAAACCUCCCAGGAAAGUUGA